Molecule: messenger RNA, 1599 nt
Organism: Carya illinoinensis
Lineage: Eukaryota; Viridiplantae; Streptophyta; Magnoliopsida; Fagales; Juglandaceae
Product: putative methylesterase 14, chloroplastic
Exons: 5
Coding region: 346-1440 (364 amino acids)
Biological process (GO): jasmonic acid metabolic process; salicylic acid metabolic process
Molecular function (GO): methyl salicylate esterase activity; methyl jasmonate esterase activity; methyl indole-3-acetate esterase activity
Source: RefSeq, a predicted model, not a curated record
UCUUCUACCGUAGAAGCUUGAAAGACAAGAAAAACAUUUAUGUCUCUCAAAAUCAGUAGGCAAUUUGUUGGCAUAUUCACAAUUAGUUAGAAUUAGCAUCACACUGUUAUUUUUCUUUUGCAUUUAAAACCAGCAACAUAUUUGUUUCUUCACUCUAUCAUCUAAUUCCAGUAUCCUCUCUCUCUCUCUCUCUCUCUCUCUCUCUCUCAACAAAUCUGAUAUUGUGAGUAUACAAUUUUCGAAGAUGUGUCUUUUUUCGCUGGAAAUGUCAUAGUUUCCUGAUACUUUACCGAUUAAAGUUGAUCGAAAGAUCUCUGGGUAUUGUCUGGAACGAGUCUUGCAGUAAUGGGUAAUCGGUUUAUUUGCAUGACAAAGAAGGAGGUCAAAGAAAAUGGCUCCAGGAGCAAGAGAAUGGGACGGUCUCAAAGGAAACUGCUGGCUGAGGAGGAGUACUUGCACAAGCAGGCUUUAUCUAUGGCUCUCCAUCAGCACCAGUUGUCUCAAAGGUUCGAAGGAUCCAUGUCGCGGCGAAUCGGGUCGACAAGCUCUAGGAGACGCAAUCUCCCUGACGACCCAAUCUCUAAUGAAAAGCAGGCGCCGGAUUUUCUGGAAAAGAUGAUAACAAAAAAAUUUAUUCUAAUACACGGGGAAGGCUUUGGAGCAUGGUGCUGGUACAAAACCAUUGCUCUGCUGGAGGAGUCGGGAUUGCUUACCACUGCCCUUGAUCUUACGGGAUCUGGUAUUGAUCUGACGGACACAAAUAGCAUCGCUACACUGGCGGAGUAUUCAAAGCCAUUGAUUGAUCAUCUACAGAGCCUUCCCGAGGAUGAAAAGGUCAUUCUGGUUGGUCACAGCAGUGGAGGUGCAUGCAUAUCUUAUGCAUUGGAACAUUUUCCACAGAAGAUAUCAAAAGCAAUUUUCCUUUGUGCCACAAUGGUAUCUAAUGGCCAGAGGCCUUUUGAUGUGUUUACUGGAGAGCUUGGUUCUGCAGAACGCUUUAUGCAAGAAUCAAAAUUUUUGAUUCAUGGGAAUGGAGAAGACAAACCUCCUACAGGAUUCAUGUUUGAGAAAGAGCAAAUGAAAGGACUAUAUUUCAAUCAGUCCCCUACGAAGAAAAAUGUGAUGCAUUACAUUAUCUCCGCGCCUGGUUUGGUCUGUUCACUCCAGGAUGUUGCUUUGGCCAUGGUAUCCAUGAGACCCAUCCCGCUAGGUCCAAUCAUGGAGAAAGUAUCAUUAUCACCAGAAAAGUACGGAACUGGCCGGCGAUUCUACAUUCAGACAUUGGAUGAUCGGGCACUUUCACCUGAUGUCCAAGAGAAGCUAGUGAGGGAUAACCCACCCGAAGGAGUUUUCAAGAUCAAAGGCAGUGACCACUCACCUUUCUUCUCAAAGCCACAAUCGCUGCACAAAAUUUUGGUUGAAAUCGCUCAAAUUCCAUAGCGCAUCAGGAAAUGCGCUCCUUUUAUAUUUUUCGUUCCUUUUCCUCUAGUAACUUUUCCCGUUCUUACAAAUGCAAGAAGUAGUUGACUGAUUACCAGGCUUUCGAGAUGGUACGCCAUUGUUGUAUGUAGAAGUACAAUGAGGCCCCGUUGGCUGAUA